This is a messenger RNA of Salvelinus sp. IW2-2015, 3812 nucleotides long. The record is from RefSeq and is a predicted model, not a curated record. Lineage: Eukaryota; Metazoa; Chordata; Actinopteri; Salmoniformes; Salmonidae.
UUUGUGUACCAAGACCCUAGUUUCGAUAUGGAGGACAUGUUGGGGACCAUCCCGCGGGUGCUGUCCCUGUCCCCAGGGGACCAGUCUGCAGGGGGGCAGGGCGGUAGCGGCCCGGAGCACCAACGCUUCGAGGACCAGCGCUGUAACGGCACACUGAGGAAGCAGGCAAUUCCCCGGCCCGCGGGACCUCCUGGUUCAGACGGAGCACCAGCCUCAGGUCCAGUGGAGAACAGCAGUGGACAGCGCUACAGUGCAGACCCCACCAUCAUGCUGGGGGAGAGAGGAGCUAGAGGAGACACCGACCAGGAUGGAUACCUGACCGCCAUGAGGGAGAAGGCCACCUCAGACUAUCUCAACCCUGUGGAGGAGAACCCAUUCGUGACCCGUCGGAGGAAUGGAGCUGCCCUAACCCUGGACAGCUGUAACCCCUAUCAGGUGGCACCCAGCGGCCCCCAACAGGCAGGCUCUGGCCCCAGAGUGGAGGACGAAUACGUCAACGAGCCCCUCUACCUCAACACCUUCCACAACCCCGGAGUGGGAGACUACAGUGACUACACCCUGAAGAAGAAUGGGUUCACUGGGGGACACAACCCUGCCCUCGCCACCCUGGUAAGCCAACCAGGCGUCAUUGGCCUCACUGCUGGUCAAUCAGGCACCGCCCAGGUAGGAAACCCUGGUCACAGCGUCCAGGCAGCCCACGCCCAUGGAGUCUCUGCACAACCAGGAUACUCUGUUCCUCCAGGCCUCGGUACAGCCGGCGCCCACCCAGGCCACCCCUCCCACCCAGCCCACCCCGGGUAUACCCUUCACCCCGGCCUCACAGGCACCAUCAUGUUGGACAAGAAGAAUAGACAAGACAAGAACAAGACUUUUGACAAUCCAGAGUACUGGCAGCAUAGCCUCCCUCCCAAGGCCACCCUGCACAACCCUGAGUACUUGCAGGACUGCAGCACACGCUUCUUCUACCGGCAGAACGGACGCAUCCGGCCCGCCGUGGCCGAGAACCAGGAGUACCUGACAGAGUUCGCCCUGAAACCUGGGACCGUGCUGCCGCCCCCACCCUACAGACAGAGGAACACUGUGGUGUAACGGGGAGGAGGAUGAGGAGGAAAGAGGGUCUGGGCCAGGAAAGGUGGAAGACAAGGGGAGGAGGAGGGGAGGAUGGGAGUGGACAGUCCCUCUCUCACUCAGCCACACAAUAUUUACGUAUCAACCCUGGUUCCCUUCACCAGCACUGGACUGACACAUCUGAACUGACACUGGAUUACAGUAACAUUACAGUAAUAUUAUAUUUUAAAACAUAGUGCUGAGAGCCUCCCACCUCCUACGAACCCAGGACUGAUGUUCUCCUCUCUGUCUGUCUAUGUCCUCUACACUGGAUUACAGUAACAUUACACAGAAGUACUACAGUAAUAUUACAGUAAUAUACACUGAAAGUUUUCACAGAUUCACCUGUAACCGAAUACCCGAGACCCGAUCUGGGACCCAAGCGGGGUCGGAUCCAGAAUUCUAAAAAAUGGGUCUGGGUCAGAUUUGAUAUGAUUGUCACGAGUCUCGUGUAUGUGUAAUUUUAACUAACUUGUCCGGAAGGACCGUAAAGAUCCAAACGCGACUGCUGCAGAAGAGAGGGAGAGAGAGAAAUUGAUUAAUUUAUGCUGCUACUCUUGCUUUUCACGAGAGUGGUGCGUGUUGCUUGUUGUUGUUGCUGGCCAAUCAUAGGUCAUCAAAGCGGCAGUAGGCUACAGUCAUAGAGUCUCCGUGUGGGGCAAAAGUUAGGAGAUAGCUAAUCAAUGGAAGAUGGAAUUAAAAUGACAGAAUUAAAAGUUCGAGAAGGAUAGGCUACAAUGACCGAGAGCCAAUAGGUAGGCUGCUACUUUAUAUUCUAAAAGGAGUCAUUGUUGUUUGUAACUGUGUAGGACGAGACCGCGCAUGCAGCCUCAAUUAGCCUAGCUAGCUAGCUAACUUAAGUAGCUGCUCUUGGUUGGAUGCACUCAAGGCAGGUACUACGUAAUCAUAUUCAAUGAUAAAUAACCUAGCUUUGGCAGCUAUUAGUCUACUAUAGUGCGAGUUGGCUUGGUUGGUUGCCAUCUUUCGUCUCUCCCUCCGUGCUCCCUGUGUCACUUGCUCACACUCACAGUAGCCUACACACACAGCAUGGCCCCUGCUAGAGCAUCACCUCUCUCUACCUUCUCUCCCUCGCGCUUUAUCAGCUCCGGUUAAUAAAGUAGCUUAAAAAUGUACUUUUCUGCUGCUUCCCUCACUCAGAUUGGAUCCGACCAGGUCUAUACGGAACGGAUCUAGUUGUCCUCAGGUCCAUUUGGAAUGGGUCUCUAUAUUGAGAAAAAUAUAUUUAUGCAUAUUGGGUCCGGGUGGGAAGGCCCAGGUCCAUUUCGGAAUGUGUCCAACUUUUUGGACACGUCAAGGCAUUUAAUAUAAACUGCUGAGAGCCUCCGCCCACCCAAUAACCCAGGACUGGUUUGAUAAUUGACAGCCUCACCGGUCACUCUCAGCCCCAUUCUUAACUCCUCUGAUACUGCACCAAUUACUCACCCUCAGCCCCGCCCCUUCAGUGUUGAUUACAACAACAACAACAGAAGGCUAUGUGAAAAGUUACAUGUAAUGACAAACAGUAUCGGUCUCUGUAGGUGUAAACAGACAGGAUGAAGGCCAAGGAACAAGGAACUUGAAGCACUUACACUUACAGUAUAUUGUUUGCUCAUGAUCUCUAAUAUAUUAUUUUAUUAUUAAUAAGAUUUGUGUAAGAACCAUGCAGUGAUUCACAAUCAAUACACUACACUGAAAGUCUUGGAGCAGCACAUUUUUCCAACUGGGUUAAAUGCAUAUUGUAGCAAUCCACCAUCCACACAUACAGGAAUGUCAUGAUAGCCGUCGGUGUGCAGUAUAUCAGGUUCAUAUAGGAGAACACGUAAUACAUCUGCGUAUACACUGCUGUUCCGUGACUGUCUCUCAAGCUUCAGCCACGCCAUACAUCUGUCACAUAAUGUGGAGGAUGCAUUCCUGUCCGCUGACUGGCUGGCUGGCUCUGUGUGGCAUCUUUGAUGUUGACAUGGUUCGAACCCCUCUGAAUAUGUAAUAGAAUUCGUACAUUUAUUAUACAGCUCCGCUCAUAUCAGCUAUAACAUGUUAAUUUGUAUCUCGCGAAGAAGGAAGAUGUGCUCCCAACCUUGACACAUCAAUAACCCUGUUCUAAUUCUAUAUACUUACAUGCACAAUAUAGACAUACAUGCAAGCAUGCACACAAAAACACACAUAUACACAUACACAGAGAAAGAGAUAACAUUAGCGCCGUGUGCAGUACGUUUCUGGACCAGGAGCUCCAUUGCCCUUGGGUUCUAAAGCAGUGGAGAUAACAGAAGCAAAGUCAGUGCAGCGCGAUGAGAAGACAAAGCCAUUCAGCAAGUAAAUGCCACAAUGUUAUAUGUAUGCAAAGCUUGAAGGGCCUAUGCUGAACACAGUGAAAUACGGCAAGCAGAAAGUGCCACAGGAUUUAAGAGAGAAUAGGCUUAUCUGUAAGGAGAGGAUCGCCACCACCCAGCCAUGGUGUUCCUUCUAACCCACAUGACUUCUGAGGCAGACAAAUGACAAACCCCUGAAUCGAUGCAGUCAUAGAAUAUAAAUAGGAAACUGCUAUAUGUUGCAAUAUCUGUUUUUUACUGACAAACCCUCGCAGUCUGUCUGUUUGCUUCCCUAUCAGAGCUGGUUACAAAGACCUCAGGAAAGGACUGAUAAGAUGGGGACUGUACUCUAAACUAGACAGACAGACAGACAGACAGACAGACAGACAGACAGAC